Rotaria sp. Silwood2 is the source of this 309-nucleotide messenger RNA. NCBI's taxonomy places the organism in Eukaryota, Metazoa, Rotifera, Eurotatoria, Philodinida, Philodinidae. The record is from the annotation of a GenBank genome assembly.
AUGGUCGGAAAUGAUAAUUUUAAAUGUAAUAGUAGCAUGGAUACAUAUGGCUAUCUAUAUAAUAAUACUUUUAAUCCUGUUUAUCCAGCUGAAAAUGUCUCAGCAAAAGAUGAUGAUAACGGUGGCUAUGGACAAUUCAUGUUCUCAAUUUUUCUUCAGACAAUGAAACAAUACUUUCUGGUUGUAACAACAUUUUAUCAACAUAUAGCAGAACCAUUUUCAAUCACUGUAACUGGUUUGACAUCACUUUAUUUUUCUCCAUUUAAUGCAUCAAGUAAGGACACAAAGUAUUUGGGAGAACUUCUCUAA